Molecule: messenger RNA, 201 nt
Organism: Colletotrichum spaethianum
Lineage: Eukaryota; Fungi; Ascomycota; Sordariomycetes; Glomerellales; Glomerellaceae
Exons: 1
Coding region: 1-201 (66 amino acids)
Source: RefSeq, a predicted model, not a curated record
AUGGGCGUGGACUAUGAUGGUCCUGUUCUCUCUCGCAGCCGGGGAAAGACGCAGAGCGCGACCUCCGAGCAGAAGCCCGACGAUCCCGUCUACGUCUUCCCCCUUCAAGUAGCGAUUCCAGUCCUCUCCAGAGUGCACCGCAAAACGCGGCACAAGAAGGAGACCCCCGCCGAAGCGAAGACUCGUGAGAAGCCCGAGUGA